Molecule: messenger RNA, 1871 nt
Organism: Physeter macrocephalus (sperm whale)
Lineage: Eukaryota; Metazoa; Chordata; Mammalia; Artiodactyla; Physeteridae
Gene: PCYOX1
Product: prenylcysteine oxidase 1
Exons: 6
Coding region: 16-1593 (525 amino acids)
Biological process (GO): prenylated protein catabolic process; prenylcysteine catabolic process
Molecular function (GO): prenylcysteine oxidase activity
Source: RefSeq, a predicted model, not a curated record
AGAGCGCAGACUCAAAUGCGGGCGGACAGCUGGGCACUACAGUCCGACCGCAGCGCUCCGAGAGCCAUGGAGCGCACCGCCGGGCGGCUUGCCUGCUCGACCGUGGGGCUGUGGCUGGGGUUGUUGCUGCUGUGCAGCUGGGGGUUCCCCGGGAGCGCCGAGCCACGGGCCCCGCCGGAGAAUAUCGCGAUUAUUGGAGCUGGCAUUGGUGGCACUUCAGCAGCCUAUUAUCUGCGGCAGAAAUUUGGGAACGAUGUGAAGAUUGACGUGUUUGAAAAAGGAGAGGUGGGGGGCCGUCUGGCCACCGUGACUAUGCAGGGGCAAGAAUAUGAGUCAGGAGGUUCUGUCAUCCAUCCUUUAAAUCUGCACAUGAAGCGUUUUGUCAAGGACCUGGGUCUCUCUGCUGUUCAGAGCACUAGUGGCCUAGUGGGGGUGUAUAACGGAGAGACUCUGGUAUAUGAGGAGAACAGCUGGUUUAUAAUAAACAUGAUUAAACUAAUUUGGCACUAUGGAUUUCAGUCCCUCCGAAUGCACAUGUGGGUAGAGGAUAUAUUAGACAAGUUUAUGAGGAUCUACCGCUACCAAUCUCACGACUAUGCCUUCAGUAGCGUAGAAAAGUUACUACAUUCCCUAGGAGGGGACGACUACCUUGGAUUAUUUAACCGAUCACUACUUGAAACCUUGCAGAAAGCAGGCUUUUCUGAGAAGUUCCUCGAUGAAAUUAUUACUCCUGUCAUGAGGAUCAAUUAUGGCCAAACCAUGAACAUCAAUGGCUUUGUAGGGGCAGUGUCAAUGUCCUGUACUGAUCCUGGCCUUUGGGCAGUAAAAGGUGGCAAUAAACUUGUUUGCUCACGGCUCCUUCAGGCUUCCAAAAGCAAUCUUAUAUCUGGCUCAGUAAUGUCCAUAGAGGAGAAAACAAGGACCAAGCAGACAGGAAAUCCCACAAAGGUGUAUGAAGCGGUCUACCAAACCGGAUCUGAGACCCAUUCAGACUUCUAUGACAUCGUCCUGGUGGCCACUCCAUUGAAUCGAAAAAUGUCCAAUAUAACUUUUCUCAACUUUGAUCCUCCAGUUGAGGAAUUCCAUCAAUACUACGAACCUUUAGUGACAACUUUAAUUAAGGGGCAGUUGAAUUCAACUGUCUUUACCUCUAGAGCCUUAGAUGAGUUUGAUCUCGGUACAAUCUUAACCACUGAUAAUCCAGAUUUGUUCAUUAACAGCAUUGGGUUUGUGUCUUCUGUAGAAGAAAAUAAUAAUCCUCAGCCAAAAGCGGAUAGGGCACACGUUUGGAAGAUCUUUUCCGCAGGACCUCUUACUAAAGAACAAAUUUUAAAGCUCUUUGUGUCCUAUGAUUAUGCUGUGAAGCGGUCAUGGCUUGCAUACCCUCAUUAUACGCCUCCGGAGAAAUGCCCUUCCAUCAUACUUCACGAUCGACUUUAUUACCUCAACGGCAUGGAGGUUGCAGCAAGUGCCAUGGAAAUGAGUGCUGUUGCAGGCUACAAUGCUGCUCUCCUCGCCUAUCACCGCUGGAACGGGCACACACACAUGAUUGACCAAGAGGACUUAUAUGAGAAACUUAAAACUGAACUAUGAAAUACCACUAUUUCUUUUUUUCCCCUCCUGGUUCCAAAUGGAAUUAUCACUGGCAAAAAAGAACACAGUCUGAGCAGAGAUGAUUUUGAAUCAGAUAUUUUGCUGUUAUCAUUGUUUAACAAAAGUAAUCCCAGUGAAUCAUGAGAUAUACAAGGUCCUAAUUAAGCAUGAAGGCAUAACUAUUGCAUCUCCAAAAUUUAUUCUUUAAUAUCCAUCAGCAGUGUUUCCCAAAAUUCUCUGAUCAUAAUCAUCUGGAGUUUGUUAAAUGUACGGAUUCU